AUGGCCUCUGAAAAGAGAAGAAAUGUCGCUGUCGCGCGAGUGAUUCCCGUGGUACUUGCAGCUUUAAUCGCCUACGGCAGCUACGUUUUUACAGGACCACUAUGCAUUAAUUACUUCAUACAUCCUCCCUCGCACCACGGGGCGCCUAAGCCUCGACGUGGCCUUGCAAUCGGCCUGUUGAUCCCAUAUUACAUCUUAUUGAUUAUUGUGUGCAUAUCAUACUUGCGAGUCUUGAGCACCAUCCUGCUGAAUCCUGGGUUCCUACCCCGUGGGAAUCAAUGGGACACGUUGAAUUCCCCUGAAACCGAAUCCAAAAAGAAGAGACGCCGGUCAUCAAGAAGCCGAUCUCGCCCUAGUAGUGCGCACUCCGCUAAACAGAAACAUCAGGGCGACAAGAAAACAGAAACCUCGCCGUACCCUAUCGAUGCGUACGGACUCGAGGCAUAUUAUUGCAAAGACAUAUUUGUUUGCCAGCCAGAUGGUCGGCCCCCCUGGUGCCCAACUUGUUGUCAAUGGAAAACGGAUAGGUCGCAUCAUUGCAGUGAAGUAGAUCGCUGCGUGCGGAAGCUCGAUCACUUUUGCCCCUGGGUUGGUGGAGUCAUCUGUGAAAAUUCGUUUAAAUUUUUCCUCCAGUUUCUAUUUUAUACGUUUCUGUUUACGACUUUCAAUGUUACCGUGUUUUCUAUAUUUGUUGCUGAAUACCGGCAAGACUCGGGAUACUUGGAGGUUCAGUGGCUCGUUGCGUUGGGCUUAUUUGGCCUCUUUUUCCUUUUCUCUCUUGGAAUGCUAUCUAGCUCUCUUCACCUCGCCUGGUUGAACUGUUCGACCAUCGAAAGUCUCACGUAUCAAACCAAAGUGUGGACUCUUGCCGUGUUUAUUUCCCGCCCCAAGGAUUUUCGCGAGUUUCAAUCCACCCGGGAGCAUCCAACCCCCAUCGUCAUCUACCCGGGCACCGCCAUCCUCCCAUCUUCCAGUUCAGCCAGUACCACCACAUCAACCGGCCCCUCGCGUGAAUUUGCCAUCCUGUCUACCAACCCCGGAGAGAACCCCUUUGAUCUUGGCAGCCCGCUUGCAAAUCUAUGCGAUGUCAUGGGGCACAGCGUGCUCGAAUGGCUGGUGCCCCUUAAACACAGCCCCUGUUCGGACCACAGCAGCCAGGAGAGCGCGUACGCGUUUGGUCCUGUGGUACAGAGGUUAAAACGGGAGGCAGGGCUGAGUGACAAGUGA
Messenger RNA from Ophidiomyces ophidiicola, 1227 nucleotides. RefSeq names its product Palmitoyltransferase pfa5 (gene pfa5). NCBI's taxonomy places the organism in Eukaryota, Fungi, Ascomycota, Eurotiomycetes, Onygenales, Onygenaceae. The record is from RefSeq and is a predicted model, not a curated record. Gene Ontology annotation, biological process: protein targeting to membrane; peptidyl-L-cysteine S-palmitoylation. Bases 1 to 1227 code for a protein of 408 amino acids. The transcript has 5 exons. Gene Ontology annotation, molecular function: protein-cysteine S-palmitoyltransferase activity. Gene Ontology annotation, cellular component: endoplasmic reticulum; Golgi apparatus.